Messenger RNA from Clupea harengus (Atlantic herring), 960 nucleotides. Its product is annotated as L-rhamnose-binding lectin CSL3-like. Bases 1 to 846 code for a protein of 281 amino acids. Gene Ontology annotation, molecular function: carbohydrate binding. The record is from RefSeq and is a predicted model, not a curated record. NCBI's taxonomy places the organism in Eukaryota, Metazoa, Chordata, Actinopteri, Clupeiformes, Clupeidae. The transcript has 11 exons.
AUGGCGGGCUUCAUCAAGGUGAUCUCAGCCAGCUAUGGACGCAGUGACAGAACCACCUGCAGCAGCGGACGACCAUCGAAUGAGCUUUCAAACACCAAAUGCCACCAGCACCUGUCUCGACGCAUCAUGUCUGACAGGUGCAAUGGACUACCUAGUUGUGCUGUACCCGUUACAAACUCUGUGUUCUCUGAUCCUUGUGCUGGGACUUAUACAUUCUUGGAUGUAUCUUUCAUCUGCCUCCCAGUCACAUUUAUCGCCCUGUGCCAGAAUGGCAUAGAGGCCAAGAGAUCCACAGUAUGUGAAGGCAGGACAGCACAUCUCUCCUGUGGAUUGGGUUUCAUCAAGGUGAGGUCAGCCAGCUAUGGACGCAGUGACAAAACCACCUGCAGCAGUGGAAAACCAGUCCAUCAGAUUUCAAACACCCAUUGCCGCCGCGAGUCUUCACGCAUCAUGUCUGACAGGUGCAAUGGAAUGUCUAGUUGUGCUGUACCCUCUACAAACUCUGUGUUCUCUGAUCCUUGUGUUGGGACUUAUAAAUACUUGACUGUAUCUUUCAAAUGCCUCCCAACUAAAAGAAGUGUAACGUGUGAACACGCCCGGAGUGUUAUCAGCUGUGCCAGGGGAAGCCUGUCUAUUCAUCAUGCCAAUUAUGGAAGGAGGAAUCUCCUGACCUGCCCCCAUAAACAUGCAACAACCUCAGACUGUUACCACUCUCAAACAAGCAACCUACGCUCCAGAUGCAAUGGGAAGAAGUCUUGUGCGUUACAUGCUUCAAACGCCGUCUUCUCUGAUCCCUGCUAUGGUGUCAACAAGUACUUGGAAGUGACAUAUAGUUGUGUGCACUAAUGAUACACAGAGGGAUUCUGAUGUUCUCAACACAUAAGCAAGAAGAUAAGGGAUAGCAAGGACAAAUGAGUGCAUCAUAUGGAAAUGUGCUUUAUGUUCAAAUUAAAGAAAUAU